UAAAACAACUAGAAAAAUUAGAAGAAAAAGGAUUCACAAGUACUGACAAUACAAAAAAAAUCACAGUUAAAAGAACUGCAGUUGAAUCUGAAAUUUCGGAUGGCAAAGAUUUACAAACUGCAAAAGAGCUUCUUGAUAUUUUAUCAGACAAUAUAAAUAAUUAUGAAAUUUUUAGCGAAGGAAAUGGAAUAACACUAGCUUCUGAAGAGAUAAAUAAUUUAAUCAAAAUAGGUAAUAAUAAAAAAAUAUGUAAUGAUGAAAAUAUAAAAAAAAAUAUAAUGAAAGAAUUAUCAAAUAAAUCUGUUCCUGAUGAAGAAUCGGAGUCAAAACAAAUUGAUGAAACCAUAAAACAAAGUGUUUCAGAAAAUAAUAAUUUAAUGGAUUAUGAAAAGAUUGAAGAACAAUUAAGUAUAAUAACGAAUACCAAUAUAAAAAAUAAUUGUUCUAAAAAAGUCGAGGUAAUUUACGAUCAGGUAAGUAAAGUAGAACAAGGUAAACUUGUUAAAAAAAAGUACGCCCGUCUUAAAACCCUCGACACAAAUAUCGCUAAGUCCUCGUUUACUAUGGAUAAAAAACGUUCGCCGUUGAGUGAUUUUGCGCUCGAGCUGGAAACUUUGCAAAAAGACGAAAUUACUUUACAAGUUCCUCCAACACCACAAAUUUUGAGUCCUGGGAGUAGUAGUUUUAUGAUGCCGAUUUCAAAGUUGAGCGAAGAUUCCCGCACAAUUCAAAGCCUUGUAGCAACACCUCUCGAGUGUCCGCUAACGCCAAAGAUCGUUUUAACUCCACCGAAAAGCGUUAAUAAUUUACACAAAGGCUCUGAGAAACCCAUAAGCUCACCUUAUUAUGAACCUAUACUCAAUAACUUCAAGAUUUCAAAGAAAUCCGAAAUAACACAAUUUGAAGUUAUUAAAGAAAAUUUAUUAAAGAAUAAAAAAACUACAAUUGAAUCUAAUAUUAAAAAUAUAGACGAUGUGAUAAAAUUAAACACGUCGAUGUAUAGAGAAAAGAAAGUCAAUUUAAAAAGCGAUUCUUCCUCGGCAUCGUCUUGCAACUGUGAAAGUUGUUCAUCAUCAAAUAAAGAAGAUAUUGCAGAAACACCUGUUAAGAAUGACAAUACGUGUACUGAAGUAGACAUUUUCGAAACUCCUAGUAUUUCAAAAAUAAUUGAAACCCCAAUGAAUUUCAACACAAAAAUUUCCGAUAUUAUGAUGUUCCAAGAACAAGAGAUGCAAAAAGUACAAAAUUCAAAAGUAAAAAUAUCUAAAAUUACUACGAAGUCUCCUAUGGAGUUGAUAGAAACUUUUCCAUCAAAUAUUGAAAUGAAUGCUUUAGGAAUAGAGAAAAAUGCGAAUACACUUACAACGACUCAUACGAUCCAAAUAAAAAAAAGUGAAGAAGAGGUUUCUAAGGCAGUUCAAAGUAUAAUAACUAAUCAAGAGGAGAAAAUUAAUAAAAAUCAAAAUACAUCGGUAGAUAGUAUAGUAUUCGAUUCUUCAUAUAAAAAUGAGAGUAAAAGUAUUGACAAUAAAUUGGAAUUAGUAAAAGCUCUUGAGAGUAUUACAAAUACUAAUCAGAAAACGCAGGAUUACUCGUUUUUUAAAUCGACAAAUGCAAAUAAUGAAAACGAUAGCGAGGCAAAUCUCGAACUCGUCCUAGAGGAUGAAAAUGUAUCUGAAAUUUCCAGUAUCGAAGUGAAUAAAACGAAGGAGAGGUUUAUUCAGAAUAAUAUCAGCCCACACCAGCACAAUACUCGUUUCAAAUCUCGACAGAUGGCUGAUGAAAAAAAUGUAUCGUUAAAUAACAGUAAUGGUUUUAGCAAUAGUAAUAUACCCUGUCAAGAGAUACAAUAUGUUUUUGAUGAAGAUAACUAUAAACGAAAAAGAAGGAAAGUAUUUAGCAAUGAUGAAUUAACAUGGGAAUUUCACGAUGAGCUUGGUAAUCUGAUGAAUGCAACAGCUCCAACCAAUUUAGACAUUAUUUUUCAAAUUAACCCAGCAAGAAAAAGAACAUUAAAACAAUCAAAAGCUAUUAAAAGAGAAAAGUUCGUAUAUGUUGAAGAUGUCAUUAAAAAAUCAAUGAUGAACCAUAGCAAUAAUAAUAAUCCUAUAUCGGAUACCAACAAUGCCACUUACAAUGAAAAAGUUUAUAAUAUAGAAUGGUAG
Molecule: messenger RNA, 2165 nt
Organism: Ceratosolen solmsi marchali
Lineage: Eukaryota; Metazoa; Arthropoda; Insecta; Hymenoptera; Agaonidae
Source: RefSeq, a predicted model, not a curated record